Parnassius apollo (apollo) is the source of this 618-nucleotide messenger RNA. The record is from the annotation of a GenBank genome assembly. Lineage: Eukaryota; Metazoa; Arthropoda; Insecta; Lepidoptera; Papilionidae.
AUGUCUGUUGAAAUAAAUUCUAUUAAAUCCCAUAAAGUAAGAAGCAUUCCAAGUGGAGAGGUUACGGAAUUGGCAAGUUUUUGGCAAGAUCAGGAUGUUGUCAUCAUUUUCUUCCGCCGCUGGGGGUGUAUGCUGUGCAGAUUGUGGGCUAAAGAGAUCAGCGAAAUCGCUCCGAUUUUGAAGAAACAUAACAUCAGACUGAUUGGUGUUGGUGUUGAGAGCGCCAAUACGAAAGAGUUUCUCGAGAACAAAUAUUUCGAUGGAGAACUUUAUCACGUAGAGGACAUCUCUACCUACCAGACUUUGGGCUUCAAGCGAUUCAAUGUUAUAUCCAUUAUAACUUCUUUGUUUUGGAAACAGUCCCGAGAAGCCAUAUCUAAAGGAAAAGGAAUGGGAUUAGGUGGAGAUUUAAAAGGGGAUUGGGUGCAAACGGGGGGCGCUUUGCUGGUGGAAAAGGGUGGCAAAGUGCUUCGCCAUUUUAUUCAGACAGGUCCGGGCGAUCACUUGCCUAAUCAGGAAAUUUUAAAGCAUUUUAACUUGGAGAAGGAAUAUAAUGAGGAGACGAUGGCCAACAGGGAUCGCGAGAAUCUGACGUGCAAUACAGAGGCCAAGCCCUAA